AUGAACCCCAAAGUAAUACAUUCGACGCCUCGAGUAGAUGAUCUGGUUGUGGAAAAAUCCUCAACUUUGUUCGUGGACUCUCUAACUUCGACCAUCGAAAGCGAAUUUCACGAGAAUAACAUGAGAAAUUUCGAUGAAAGUGAAGAUGAAAAUGUUCGUAAGCGUGUAAGUGAAGAUGACAUACAAUCGUUAGAUGAUAUUUCGACCAAAUUAAAUAAAUCUUCCAUGUCUUUUCUCAAUGAGAACGAAAAUUGGCGUGGCCUUACAAAAAAGACUGAACUGAUCCAAUCAAAUGUACAGGGUCGACCCAAGAAACGAGGAAAAUAUCUGACACCAUGUCCUGAUAUACAAAUAAUACGCCAGCGGCCAAAAUUCAGUUUAAAUUUGCCUCUACUCGUAAAUGGUAACAGUUUGGGCCCUGCAAAAAUCGGCAAACAAUUUAUUGCUGUGCGGAACACAUGUGCAUUCGACUCCAUCGUGCAAAGUAUGCUAACAGCAUAUCACGAUUUCGCUACGUAUUACCAACACAUCACAGAGUCAAAGAAUGCCAUACAUGAUUUUGUAGAGGCGUUGUCGAAGUCUGGUGUAAGUUCGAAAUUAUACAACGAACGAUGUGUAAUUUUAAAACACACAUCAGAAAUAAAAAAUGGAGUGUUGGAUUGCGAAAUCAACGUCGCUACUUUAAUAGAGUUACAUAUUUUACCGAACACUCCAUCACUUGAGAUAAAAAUUAAUUGCAAUGAUUGUCAAUACGAAAAAAUAAGCAUCAUCCCAGUCCUUGAACUCAAUCCAGAUCCCAUUUUCAAAGAAGCCAUGAGGGGCCUACAGGAAGCUGUAUGUAAGUCUGUAGAACAUUACGUGUCUAAAACUCGAAACGAGUGUUGUUUUUGUAAAGGAACUAAUAUUACUAAGACGUUUGCUGGAGGAAGCCACAUUUUCCUCAAUCUCGAAGCGGCCGAAAUUGGGCUGCUUGCCGCACGGCGUGGUCUAGCCAAUUGUAGGAAACAAUUCACUCUUUCGGAAAUCCCUGGAAAUUUGAACUAUUGCGAUCGUCAGUACAAAAUGGUUUCAGCGAUCAUUUUCGUCGCAGGGCAUUACUACGCAUGUAUAAAACGAGCGACUGGCAGUGCCAUAGGUAGCCUGUAUAAUACUGCUAGAACUGAACAACAACUUAAAAAAUGUUGGGAUAACCUAAAAACUCGGCGCAAAGGUGUAUUAGCCCUACAAAAAAAAGAAAGAAUGAGGACAGGGGGUGGGCCUUUUAAUCCUGAUAUACCAAGUGCUUCCCAAUCCAGCCAGGAAGUAUUACUGGACAGCGCUCUUACUGAGCAGACAGAUGUGGAGCUGAUGUUUGCAAUCGAUAGUGACACACCAGACACACAUACUAUUGAAGAUAUGCAAACUAAUCUAGAGACGGGUGCCCAUAAAACUACAGAAAACCUUUCAAUUGUUACUGAAGGUGUAAAUGAGCCUUUGACUGAAACAGAAUGUGUAAAUACUCCUCUCCGUCAAUCUGAGUCCCGGAUGUCAGAUCUUGCUAUAUCAGCCCCAUCACAAGUAUCAAGAAAUAUACGGACCAAAGUAAUCGAGGAAGAGUUUUCUAUUAGACGGGAAAACUAUAAAAUAAAGCAAAAAAGGGAUGAAGAGUUACAUAAACUUAAAAUGGGUGAGUAUACAUUGUUAGUGAAGGCUGCAGAAGAAAAAUAUUUAAAAACAAAAAUUGAGAGAGAAGCUGCCGAAGAACUCCUUCUCUGUAAUAAGAUGAAGAAAGAAGAAGCAGAGCUUAAAUUGUUGGAAUUAAAAAAAUUAAAU
Messenger RNA from Brenthis ino (lesser marbled fritillary), 1812 nucleotides. The record is from the annotation of a GenBank genome assembly. Lineage: Eukaryota; Metazoa; Arthropoda; Insecta; Lepidoptera; Nymphalidae.